AUGUCUGAGGCAGCACGCAAGGAUUUCCACACCAAGGCCGGCGAGAAGCUCACCCCCGACUCCUCUAAGUCCACCCUCGACAAGACCAAGGAGAGCAUCACCGGCGCCGCCGACAAGACGGCUCGUGAGGUCCAGCCUGAUUCCGAGAAGACCACCGCUCAGUCCCUCGGCGACAAGGUCGGCCGCACCAAGGACAACAGCGCCCACGGCUCCACCCACGAAUCUGUUGGCGACAAAGUCAAGGGCGCGCUCGGUCUUGGAAAGCACUAG
This is a messenger RNA of Didymella exigua CBS 183.55, 270 nucleotides long. RefSeq names its product Chaperone/heat shock protein. The coding region runs from base 1 to 270 and encodes 89 amino acids. The record is from RefSeq and is a predicted model, not a curated record. The transcript has 2 exons. Lineage: Eukaryota; Fungi; Ascomycota; Dothideomycetes; Pleosporales; Didymellaceae.